AUGAUCUCUUCAAGUUGCUGGGUUCCCAGAGGAUUUGCCUCGGAGUUCCCCGAGAAAUAUGAGCUUGAUGAUGCUGAAAUGGAAAGAAUUACACAGAUGGCUAAGCUUGAAUUGGACGAUGCCAGAGAAGAUUUGGCUGAGGCAGAACAGAACAAGUCCCAAUUGCAGGACCAAGGUGACGCUGACGAUGACUUGAAGGAGUACGAUUUGGAACAUUACGAUGAUGAUGAUGAUGACGAGAAUGAGGAAAACGCCCAGUCCAUUACCAUGUUUCCAGGCUUGGCUGCCACUGAUGCAACCUUCAACGAGAACGACGGUGAUGCCUACCUCACUCUUCCAAACGAAAUUGACCAACAGGAGGACAAGCAGGAAAUGCAAAUUUACCCUACCGACAACUUGGUGUUGGCCACCAGAACGGAAGACGACAUUUCAUAUUUGGAUGUUUACGUCUACGAUGAUGGUGCAGGUGCUCCAGAAGGUAGUGCCGAAGAGGAGGCCGAUAAGCUCGACUCGGACGUGGCCAAGGGCUUGGUCAGAGAGUCUAACUUGUAUGUUCACCAUGACUUGAUGUUGCCAGCUUUCCCCCUUUGCGUGGAGUGGCUUAACUUCCGCCCUGGCUCUGCAGCUACGGAACAGGACUCCAACAUCGGAAACUUCGCCGCCAUUGGAACGUUCGACCCACAGAUUGAGAUUUGGAACUUGGACUGUGUGGACAAGGCGUUCCCAGACAUGAUUUUGGGCGAGCCUCAACUGAAUUCAUAUGCAUCAUUAUCUUCUAAGAAGAAGAAGAAGAACAAAAAGAGCAAAAACUCUCAUGUGACCACACACCACACUGACGCUGUGUUGUCUUUAGCACACAACAGAAUCCACAGAAACGUUUUGGCCUCGACCUCUGCAGACAAGACCGUCAAGUUGUGGGAUUUAUCUCUGGGUAGCGCUGUGAGAUCUUUAAACACCAUCCACCAAGGAAAGACAGUUUCUUCCUCUCAGUGGCACUCCCAGGAGGCAUCUAUCUUAUUGACUGGUGGCUACAACGGAGCAUGUGCCGUGUCGGACGUAAGAAUCUCCGAUGAGAAGGAGAUUUCGAAGUCGUACUUUGUUGGAAGCGGACAGGAAGUCGAGAGCGUCAAGUGGGGCAUCCAGCCUGAGGUUUUCUACUGUGGUACCGACAACGGUAACAUCUACAGUUUCGAUAUCCGUGUUCAGGAUAAGCCGUUGUGGACAUUGCAUGCACAUGACUCUGGUAUUUCAUCAUUGGAUGUCAACCCUAACAUUCCAGGCAUGUUGGUGACUUCUGCCAUGAACGACAAGGUUGUCAAGUUGUGGAAGUGUCCAUUGGCCAAUGGUGGUCCAUCCAUGGUUUUGUCCAGAGACUUCGGUGUGGGCAAUGUGUUGACUACUUCGUUCGCUGGAGACGUGGAGGUUGCAGGUAACCUUACAGUGGGAGGAGUGGCAGGAGCAUUGAAGAUGUGGGACAUUUUGUCUAACAGAUCUGUUCGUGCAUCGUUCAAGGAUGAGUUGAGAGACUUGCAGAAGAGAGCCAGGGAGGAGGCUAGUGGAGUUGGCCGUGCAUCUAGAAUCGCCAGAAAGUACCAGGGAGCCAGUUCCGAGACGGUUAUGACUGUUGAGGCCGGAAGAUUGGACAAUGAUUCUGAGUCUGAAGAGGAGGAAGGGGAUGACGAGGAGGAGAUGGAAGAGUAG
Messenger RNA from Sungouiella intermedia, 1701 nucleotides. The record is from the annotation of a GenBank genome assembly. Lineage: Eukaryota; Fungi; Ascomycota; Pichiomycetes; Serinales; Metschnikowiaceae.